GUGGGACUAGGAAAACGUUCAGUAAUAUUCAAGAGUUUCUUGAUAACAUACAACAGCACAAACUUAAUUGGUUACCAAGCAAUUUUCUAGUAAAAUGCUAAGAGUGUACCCUUUGGAGCGCACCCCCGGCAUACGGCAGUAACGGCAGCCGCACCGCACAGUAGGAGGGUGGGGGUGGUCGAGGUCACCAUGGUGACGUCGAGGUAGUGAGGGCAGCGCAGGCCCAGGUGCUGCGGGUGCGAGCCGCGCUCAUGGCGGCCAAGAAGGGCGGGGCGGUCGCUCUUCAGCAGGACGUGGUUACAGACGAGGAAUGGGAGGUGCUUCUCCGCCGUCCUGGACUGCUUCUGGUGGACGUGUACUCCGAGUGGUGCGGCCCCUGCGUCGGAAUGCUGGCCAAUCUCAAAAAGAUCAAGGUUGAGCUGGGCGGGGACCUCCUGGUGCUGGCCACGGCCAAGUCCGACACCAUCGAGGCCCUCCUGCGCCACCGCAACCACUCGGAGCCCGUCUGGAUGCUCAUCUCUGGGGGAAGGCUCAUCAACCUAAUCUUUGGGGCGGAUGCUCCGCGCAUUGCGCGCCUAAUCGCCACGGAACUGGACAAUGAAGUAAAGCUGCAGAAGGGCGACGAGUGCGCCCGCCACUACAUGUCCUGGGACGAGCUGACCCCGGAGGAGGAGGCGCGGCUGCAGCGCGCCGAGCAGAAGCGCCUCCAGGCGCUGCGGGAGGAGGAGGAGCGCCGCGCCCGCGCGCAGCACCAGCAGCGCGUCGACAACUACACCAAGCUCGCCCUCAAGCUCAACAGGUUCUCGGUGGUGCUGCUGCUGCCGCACGCCGUGCCGCCGGCCGGCGCGGAGCCCGACGCCGACGCGGACCCCGGCGUACUCGGGCCGCUGCGGAACGCUUGGGCGGCGCUGGGCCUCGAGGAGCGCCGGCGCCAGAGCAUCGCCGUGUCGGCGGACAUGGCCAACGACGUGUUCUUCGAGCGCAAGCUGCCGCAGCACGAGGAGCUGCUCAAGGCCAUGGCCAGCGGGCCGUGCCUCGCCAUCCUGCUGCACAAGCCGCCCACGGAAGUGGAGGUGUUCCCCGACGUGGAGGGCGGCGACGCGGAGGGCGCAGAGCCAGCCGAGGGCGAGGAUGCCGCGCAGCCACCGGAGGCCGAUCAGGAGGCUCCGGGCGGCGAGGACGCCCCGCCGGAUGACCCGGACGCCGAGGCGGCCGGCGCGCAGCCCCAGCCGCAGCGAAUCCUGGUGGAGCCCGAGCUGGGCGAGAUCGAAGCCCUGGCGGCCCAGUCGCUGUACGGCUUCUACCCGGCGCAGGAGUCCGCCUCGGGCCAGCCCCCGCAACAGCAACAGGAGCAGCAGGACCAGGACCAGGACCAGGCACCGCCUCCCGCGCCACCGCAGGACACCGGCGACGCGGCCCAGUGGACGCGCUUCCAGCCCGCGGCCGACAGCCCCGCCGCGGCCUGCCUCCGCUCCGGCUCUGGCCCCGCGCUGCCCGGCCUGUGGACGCCCCUCACCCCCAUCACCAAGGCCGCCACCAUGCAGACCCUGUUCCCAGACGACACGGACCUGCUGACAAGGCCGCCGCCCCCGCCCUCGCUGCUGCCACCCUCCCUGGUGCACGUGUUUCCCAGCGCUCGCUGCAAGGACGUCAUGGCGGCCGCGGCUCUGCACGACGGCGCGGUGACGGGGAGCGGCUUCUUCUCGGAGCAGCGCGAGGCCCUGGCGGUGGAUGAGGCCGAGUUCGAGGCGCUCCAGAGGGAGAAAGAGGGCACUGACGUCUUUGUAGUGGCCGUCAGCGUGGAGGCCGUGGCCGCCGCCGACGCCCUGGCCGCCUUGCAGCCCUUGGCUGUCAGCGCCUCGCCAGAAGAGGGUCUUGCCGACUGCGACGCGUACUUCCCCGGACCGACCCAAGAGGACGAAGACGAGGAGGACAUAGAUGAUGCCAAUCUCCUUGGGUAGAGACUGUUGCUGAGGAUUCGUGUCUGUCUGUUUGUCCGUCUGUCUAGACGGGAUUAUUUUAAAUUAAAUGAACACAUUCAACGAGGUGGUAAAA
Molecule: messenger RNA, 2055 nt
Organism: Frankliniella occidentalis (western flower thrips)
Lineage: Eukaryota; Metazoa; Arthropoda; Insecta; Thysanoptera; Thripidae
Exons: 7
Coding region: 252-1961 (569 amino acids)
Source: RefSeq, a predicted model, not a curated record